Molecule: messenger RNA, 1597 nt
Organism: Lolium rigidum
Lineage: Eukaryota; Viridiplantae; Streptophyta; Magnoliopsida; Poales; Poaceae
Product: probable lipid phosphate phosphatase 4
Exons: 10
Coding region: 146-1597 (483 amino acids)
Biological process (GO): phospholipid metabolic process
Molecular function (GO): phosphatidate phosphatase activity
Source: RefSeq, a predicted model, not a curated record
UGAUGUCAAAGGCUACAAGAAGAGGAAAUCGAACCCUGGAAAAGAUAGGGAUCCAAGCCGUUCCGAGGGGAGCCGAGAACGAAAAUCAGGCAAAACGGUAUUGUUUUUCUGAGAAGCUUGGCUGAAGAUCAGAACUCGGGAAGCUAUGCCAUCUCCUUCAGCACCUAUUCGUGUUGGUGUUCCGCCACCCUAUGUAACAUCUCACGGAGCUAGAGUUGCAAGGCUACAUAUGUAUGACUGGAUUGUACUGGUUCUUCUAGCUGUGGUGGACGGAGUACUAAAUAAGAUAGAACCAUUCCAUCGAUUUGUUGGGUCAGACAUGAUGACAGAUCUCAGAUAUCCCAUGAAAGACAACACAGUGCCAUUUUGGGCGGUGCCGAUAUACGGUAUCAUUGGACCUAUGCUUAUCAUGACCGUAAUAUACUUCUGGAGGAGGAAUGUGUAUGAUCUGCAUCAUUCUAUACUAGGUCUUCUAUUUUCAAUGGCUAUAACUGCGGUUUUAACUGAUGCAAUUAAGGAUGGUGUUGGUCGACCACGUCCAGAUUUCUUUUGGCGCUGUUUUCCUGAUGGAGUACCUGCCUAUGACAACUUCACUACGGGCGUCCUAUGCCAUGGUAAAGCCAGUGAUAUGAAAGAAGGUCACAAGAGUUUUCCAAGUGGUCAUACUUCUUUGUCUUUUGCUGGCCUGGGGUUCUUGUCAUGGUACCUGGCUGGUAAAAUCAAAGUUUUUGAUCGAAGAGGCCAUGUUGCAAAGCUCUGCAUUCCUCUACUCCCUCUGCUUUCUGCAGCCUUAGUGGCUGUUUCUCGAGUAGACGACUAUCGGCAUCAUUGGCAAGAUGUUUGUACUGGUGGAAUUUUAGGCCUAUGGCCUCAUGCAUACAUCCGGCAUGUUCAUAACCUGGAAGGUGGACACACAAGUGUAACCCACAGCGAUGGAUCACCAAAACUCGGCGCUGAACGGAGUUCCUCCUGCGUCUUCUUCGUCAGGAAAGUCGCCGGAGCCGCCUCGUCGCGCGCCGCCGCCAUGGUGCUGGUGGACUUCGCCGCCACAACCGCCAUAUGCAGCGCCUUCGACACCUCGGUGGCCGUCGCCAGGUCUUCCGCCGGAACGAGCGCCACCGCUACGGCUUCCGCUGGUACGGAGGUCGCCGCCAUGGCCCUCGUCGUGGUCGCAGAGCAGGGGAUCCACGUUGAGGAGGAGGCCGAACCUGAGGUGCCCGAGGCGUCGUCGCGUGCUGCGUCGCCGGACCUGCUGUCUCCAACUCCGGCGCACGAACUCGCGACCGCCGAGCCCGCCCAGUCGAGGCUCGAUCCGCCUCUCCACGCGCCGGCAGCCGCGCGGGACGCCGUCCUCGACAACGACGCGGGAGGCUCCGCCGCUGCUGCACCGUCUCCGCCACGCCGUCUCCGCUUCAUCGUGCCUCGCGCCGUGCUCCAGGCGAGCCGCGCCAGCCGACGGUCGGGGGAGUUGAGCCCGGUGAGGCUCGGCCUCUCCAACGGCCACUCCAAUGGCGUGGCACCCGGGACGCACCUCCCAGGAGGGUCCUCGUCCGAGGAGGAGGACGGCGCACCACCGGCUGCGACCGCUCGCCGUUGA